CUGUCGCGCUGGUGCUGGCGCGGCAACACCCGCAGUUCCCGAUUCUCUCUCACCCUACCCUGUUCCCAGCGGCCUGAGCUCCUUCAGGCAGCGACACUGAGCGCUUCGCCAAGCGAAUCCUUGGAGAGAUUGUCUCUCCAAAAAGUCGAUCUUGCAGUUCGUGGAAAGGGAAAGACUGACUGGGCUCUUCACCAACUGAGCCCUUGCAGAGAACUGCCUUUGAAGAUCACUCGUGUCCUUUAUUGGAAGGCAAAAGUACUGUGACUGGUUCUGAGACCUUCACUGCAGCAAAGAUUCUCCCUCCCCAGACUUGGUCCAGGGAGGGGGAACACAGCUGAUGCAGAGUCUAGAGGUGAGCUGAGACACAGUCACUGGUAGGACUUAUCCACCCACAACAUCCUUCAGAAUGGAUUCUGGAUUCCAGAGGAGAGAGGUGCUAGCUCGUCCUCUAAGGCCGAGAGAGGCUGAGAAGCCUGAGCGUCUGACCAUUUUUGACUUCAGGAAGGUGGGUCUCAGGUUCAGGGAGAAGCCGGACAGCCCUCAGGAGGCAAAGUUGCCCAAGAUUGCCCUGCACCUAGGCACAAGUGAGAACUCCAAUUACAAGUUCUCAUCCCCUGACCGGAACAAGACCUUGCUUGAGCCUUGCCCAUCCGAGCUGGUGUUUCAGAACUAUGUCCUUGGCAAGGUCUGUGAAAUGCCCCUGCUUCUGAGGAAUAGAGACAAGGUUACUCGGCUGGUGAAGGUCACCAUGGACAGCUCACCUUAUUUCAAGUUGGUCGGCCCCAAUGGUGUGUGCCAUCAGAUACCACCGGGCUCAUUUUGUACUAUAAACAUCCUUUUCAUCCCUGAGGGGAGCAAGGAUCAUUUCCACCAGCUUGUCUGCAUCAGUGAAAGGGAAAAGGUCUCUGUGCCAAUCCAAGCCAUUGGUGCCCGCCCAGUCUUGGACUUCCCUGACCAGCUGGACUUCUCGUCGUGUCCAGUCAACCACAGCACCCAGAAGACUCUGCUGGUUCACAACACCGGGAACCUGGAAGCCUGUUACAGCCUCAGCACUGAGAGCCCUUUCACUGUCGGUCCAGCCACUGGAACCCUCGAUGUUGGUGAAGCCAUGCAAGUGACAGUGGAAUAUCACCCGCUGGAGACCGGGCAUCAUUCCACAUCCCUGGCAGUGCACUGCGACAGAGGUGAAGAUACCCACACCAGACUUCUUGGAAAAGCUAAGGACUUCAACAUUGGGCUGGACAAGUACUCUUUGGAACUUGACAAGACUUAUCUCACACUGUCAAGCCACAGAACCACAGCCAUCCACAACAGAAGUAACAUCACAGCCCGAUUCCAGUGGAAGGCUUUUGCUACUGAGGCAGAGGAGUAUCCACAGAAGAUCAGGCUGUGUCACAAUCUGUCUCGGCCGCCCCUCGAGCUGGUGAAGGCUCUUGUGAUGAAGCGCUAUGAGGAGCUUGACCUGUACGACCGCGAGUUGGAGAAGGAGACAGCAAAGAUUCAAGCAGACCCCAUGCUGUUCUCAGAUGAUGUUUUCACCAUCGAGCCCUUGGAGGGAGAGGUUGGGCCACAUUGUUCAGCUGAAAUCAAGGUGUUCUUUAAACCCCGAGAAGCCCAAGUCUAUAGAAAAGUGGCCUACUGUUCCAUCUCAGGCCGUGAGACCAGGCUGCCCCUGCACCUCACAGGGGAAGGCCUCGGGCCCUGCCUCCAACUCAACUCUGAGGAACUGGACAUGGGGAAAGUUUUGGUUGGAAAAGCCUACAGCUAUGAGGCAAUGUUGGUUAACAAAGGAGCUAUUGAUGCUCCCUUCAAGCUCAUCCCUCCAACCACAGCCCAUGGCUCCUGCUUCACCUUUCUGCCCCAGCAGGGCAUCAUUCCACCCAAUGGGCUCCAGCCCAUCCAGAUCUCCUUCAGUUCUAGCACCCUGGGGGAGUUCGAGGAAGAAUUCCAUUUCAACGUGAUGGAAUCCCCUAAGCCUGUGUCCUUGACUGUCAGGGGCCAUGUCACCGGACUGAGCCUGCAUUUCAGCACAGGUGGCCUCGACUUCAAUGACGUCUCCUUUGGCUUUCCUCAGACCUUGUCGUGCCACCUGAUCAACACCUCCGUGGUGCCCAUCACCUUCCACCUUCGCAUUCCUGAGGACGGCCAGGGACAGCCCAGCCUUAGGAGCUUUGAUCAAGCGAAAGACAACGCUCACCCAUCCUGGGAAAAAGGCACACUGACUCAAUGUCACGAGAAGCCAGUGGAAUUCACCAUAACACCCAGCACAGGGACCAUCCCUUCCCAGGGAUCCCGGGAGAUCAGGGUCACGCUGUGUUCCAAUGAUGUGGGACGAUACGACUGUGAUAUGGUGGUGGACGUGGAUGGUUUUGGCAAGGAGGUGUUGGCUCUGUGCCUCAAAGCCAGAUGUGUCGUUCCUGAGCUGCGUUUGCUCACCUCCACCCUCGACUGUGGACCGUGCUCUGCAAAGGUCCCUUGCCAGAAGACGCUGACCCUUGUGAACCCGAGCCCCCUUCCAGGAUGCUACAGAGUUCUCCCUCAGAGACACCAAGAGGCCGCUGCUCUGUGGUACUCCAGCCCCAAGCCGUGUGGGAUUAUCCAGGGUCACAAUGUGGUGGAGAUCCCCAUUACAGUUGAAGUCCAGGCGGUGGGUGCUCAUUCCAUCCCGGUGGAUAUUGCCGUGUUCGGGAAGGAGAGAUCCCCACUGCAAAUGCAUUUAAUGUGUACUGGAAAGACACCGCUUGUCUAUGCAAGUGUGAAUAAGAUAAACUUCGGCAAGAUCCAAGUGAUACAGGACACUUCCCAAACUCUCCAGCUGUGCAAUCUGGGUCUCAUCCCUGCAGCCUUCAGAGCAGAGAUCGGUGGCAAAUGCUGGAGUAUUGAACCCAGGGAAGGAGUGGUCCCUGCCAAGGCUGAGGUUCCUGUGGUUGUCACGGCAAACCUGGGUGACACAGGGAGAUUUGAGGACAGCAUGAAGCUGUUCAUUGAGAAAAGCCUUACCAGUGUCAUCCCCAUCCAGGCUGUGGGCAUUGGCACCACAAUUGCCAUUGACAAACCGUUUGCUCCGGAGCUGAAUUUGGAACCCCAGUUCAACCUCGUUCCCUGCAUUUUCCGGUUCAACGUGACAAACAAGGGGCAGCAGUUCCAGCGGCUGUACUGGGGCAUAGAAGGUUUCAGCACCUUUCGACAGCGUCAUCCUCUCCCUGCCCUCAGUGUCACCAAGGGCAGAAAUGCUUCCCAGAGAUCCACCCCUCCCGUAUUUAAGCUGCGGCCACAGGGGAUGUAUCUGCAGCCAGGCGAGACUAUGGAGCUGGUGCUGGAAGGCUUCUCCAGCACUGUCCAGGAAGUGGAGGAGAAGCUGGUGUGUGAGGCAGCCGUGGGACCAGAGAUAACAAAGAAAGAGAUAAUCAAGACAAAGGUCACCUGCAAGUUCAUUUCUCCCACGGUGCAAAUAUCAUCCAGAACAAUCACUUUCUGUGUGGAGAAGCCUCACCUGCUUCUAAGGAGCCACCCACAUCCUCCAACUGCAGUGAUUAUGACACCGAGGCAAAGCAGGUGCCCUUUAGUCUCUGGAUCCCAACUUCUGCAUUAUCAUUCCCACAAGUUGCUGGACUUGGAGCAGCCGUUCCUAAUCUGUGCUGCAGACCAGCAGCCCCUCCCUGCAGAGGCCCAGCCUGUGAAGAUGGAGGCAGGGCAGGAACUUCAUCUCUCCAUCAGCUUUAACCCAGCUUAUGAAAAGGAUCCGAUCAGCUGGGUAGCAGAGAAGACUAUGAAGAUCCAGCUUGGGGAACAUCCUCAUGAGGAAGAGAUCACCGUUCGGGGAGAGGUCUACUUCCCGAAUCUCCGUAUCCCGACCAAAGCACUGGACUUUGGUUGCAUCGUGAGUGGCACAGAACAAGUGCGUUACCUGGAGAUGACCAACUACAGCCCAAUUCCUGCCCACUACCACUGGUCAUUCCAGAUGGACAGCAAGGAGUACCCGACAGGGUUCAUACCUUCCCCACCUACAUUCAAACCCCAACCACAAAUGGUCACGUUCAGCUGUGUUGAGUGUGGGCGUUAUUCAAGGAGGUACUUCAGGCCUGGAAGUGUGCAGGAACCAGCCAAAGCCCCGGAAGCAGUGCAGGACUCUUCUCAACAAUCAUCACCUUCAGCAAACUGCCUGGAAACAGAACAGGAUUCUUCCCAACAGACAUCACAUUUAGAGAACUGCAUGGAAACAGAACAGGAUUCUUUCGAAGAGUCAUCAGAUUCAGAGGACUCCCUGGAAACAGAGCAGGAUUCUUCCAAAGAGUCAUCAGAUUCAGAGGACUCACUGGAAACAGAGGACAAUUCUCCUGAACAGUCAUCAGAUCCAGAGAACUCCCUGGAAACAAAGCAGAACUCUUCCCAAAAGUCAUCACAUUCAGAGGACUCCCCAGAAGCAAAGGUGCCACCAUACACUGCUGCAGGGCCUUGGAGCUCAGUAGAGACGAAGAGGUCUGGGCAGUCGGCAGAGGUAAAGCCCCCUGGCUUCAGAGCGGAGGAGGUUUUUGACAUCCAGCCGGUGUCCGGUGUGCUGCAGCCGGGCAAGAGCCAGCAGGUGCCCUUCACCUUCUUUGGCCAUGCCAACAUCAUCGCCCGUGUCACGGUGCUGUGCCAGGUGGAGGGAGGCCCAACCUAUGAGGUGGAGCUGAGGGGGGAGACUUCAGUCCUCACCUACCACCUGAGCGUCGAGGAGAUUGACUGCGGGCUGCAGCUCUUUAAUGAAGUCACCAAAGCAGAGGUCACCCUGCAGAACAACGGGAAGAUGGGAUUCACCUACAUGGUACAGAGCCCCAGCACUGGCACUGCAGACAAGCCUCUGCCUGGUGUGCUCGUGGUCCUGCCCAGCACAGCUUCCAUUGAACCUGGCAAGGAGCAGGUGCUGAAGCUCUAUUACCUGCCAGGAAUGCCAGGAGUCUUCUGCAGGACUUUCCAGGUUCAAGUGGGUCACCUGAAACCGGUAGAAAUCUCCCUGAAAGGAGAGGCGGUCUUUGCCGGGAUCUGUCUGGACCUGCCCUGGAGCAUCAACGGAAGUGAAAAAUACGAGAGACUAUUGAAACAGGCAAAAGAAAAGCUGAAAAAAGACAAACAGGACAAGAAAGCAAGUGUUUGGAGGAAGGCUCGAAUCAGGAAGCGACACGCGAAGGGCCCUGGCAUUGUGGCAAACACUUGGCUGAGGAUGGAGAUGGAGCAGAUGCUGAUAAAGGAGGAUGCUCUGGAGCUGCAGCCAGUCCUCAUCUCCCGCCCCCCAGAGGACACUAUCUUUGACAAGCACAUUCCUCAGAAGCUCGUCCAAGUUGAGCUGCCCGAGUACAUCCUGGACAUGGGCACUGUCGUUCAGGGUUACAGUAAAAGCUGCACUGUGAAGAUCACCAACACCUGGAGGUUCCCAGUGACCAUCCGGGCCGAUGAACGUGCCCUGCGUGACACAGGUUUCAGCGUAUACCUGGAGCCCGUGGAGUUCCUGAUCUACGGAGCCACCAAACUGUUUCAAGUGAGCUUUGCAAGUGCCAACCUGCCCGUGGGAAAGGUGGAUGUGCUCCUGCCCAUCAAGGUAAAGAAAGGCCCCACGCUGCACAUCCGCCUCUGUGCCACUGUGAUUCAGCUGCUGCUCAGCCUCUCCAGGAACAGAAUCCAGUUCCCUGAUGUCCAGGUUGGGCAGUGCUGGCACGAAACAGUCCGGCUUUACAACCGGUUCAGCGUGCCCUGUGAAUGGUUCCUCACUGUCAACAAACCUGCCAAGAAGGUGGACAAACAUUUGACACCGGCCGUGCGUCAGAAGGAGCUCCAGGCUGCGAAGGAUGAUUCCCGUGUCUUUCAGUGGAAGGCCCGGGAGGGAACCCUCUAUGGUAGAGAGUGGUAUGACCUGCAGAUCCAGUUUUCACCCCUGGAAGAGAAGUCCUACAAAACCGAGCUGAAGAUCAACGUUCGUGGGAACAGCCAGCUCCUCGUGCUGCACAUCUCAGGACAGGGUCUGGAUCCACAGCUGGAGUUCAGCCCCAUAGAGAUCAAGCUGGGAGCGGUGCUGCCGUGCAGCCCUGAGCUGGAGACGACAGUGGUGGUGAAGAACCCCUGCGAGUUCCCCAUUGAAUUUUACUCCCUGGAGUUUGACGAGGAGUACCGUGAGGAGGAGAAGAUCCUGCGGACCCUGGAGGAGUUUGAAGACCAGACGGCCGUGGUGAUGCCUCCACGUGCUGUGGGUGAGAAGCUGCCCCCAGAGGUGCUGGAAUAUUAUGAAAAAUGGAAGAAGAUGGAGGCUUCAGGUCAAGAGAUUAUGUCCAAGCUCAAGGAAGAAUCAGGCCAGGACAAUGCAGCGCUUCAAGAGAGCAUCAGGUUGUUGAAGAACAUGGUGGAUGACUGUGACAGGCCCAUCUAUCAGGCCAUCAGGCGCUACCUCAACACCAAUCUCAUUGUAGAAGAGCUCAAAGCCCAAAUGCCCAGAGGGAUUGCCAUCAUCGUCUAUGGGACCCCCCAGACAGGAAAGACAAGGGUAGCGGCCGCCCUGUCCAAGUAUUACAGUGCCGCCUGCUUGUCCCUGGACGAGGUGGUGACAAAAGCCAUGUCGGACGAGCGCAGCUCGGCGGGGCGCCGUGCCUGGGAGCUGUGCGUCGAGGCUGCCCAUCAGCGAAGAGCCAUGAGGGAACAGAUGCCAGGUAAAAAGGGUGCUCAGGCCAAGAAAACUGAGCCCAGCCCUGCGGACAAAGCCAACCAGAAGACUUUCAGUGCUGGACCCCAGAGUGCUUCAGCAACCAAGGAUAAGGCAUCCGACAAACCCCAGGCAAGAUUUUCAGUGACCUCCAAGGGUCAAAGAGUGAAGGGCAGAGCCAGCUGGGAUUACAGUGAGCGCAGGUUUCUGGUGGUGACUCUUGGGGGUGUUUUCUCUUUGGCUUGCAGAAGGGAGCUGGAGCGGCUGGCUCGAGAGUGUGAGGAAAGCAAAAAGAUGUCACGAGACUCAAAGAAGCAAGAUAAGCUGCAGAAGAAGAAGAAGAAUGGCUGCCCGGUGAAGUUUAAGCUACCCGCAAAAGAACAGCAGCAGGAAACCAAAAGCCCAGAGGUCCGGAUGAAGAGCAAAACAACAGCAGCAAAACAACAGCAGCAAGAAACCAAAAUCCCAGAGGUCCCGAGUAAACAUGAGAGGAUCUUGGACCUGAGGUUUAACAUCUAUGAGUCUUCACAGAAGAGGAUCAGACAUAUUCUGUCAUCCUGGGACAGGGCUCAGGGUAUCAUGAACCAAGUGCCAGACAAGUCCCAGUCUUCUCCUAAACACAAAGACGAGAAGAAGAGCAGUAGGUCUCCGGAGAAAACAGAGAAGCCUCUAGAAAAACAUGGCAGCCACAAGAGUCUUCAGUGGGACGGGGAAGUUGCAGAAGGCUCAGUCAGAAGCCAGGAUGCCGGAGUGCCCUGCUUGGACUUCCACAUCACGCGUCGUGAAAAGAUGUUUAGGAGGAUCCUGAAGAGCAAGAAGCUGCCACCACCAAAGCAGAUCCUGCACUCUCUGGGACUGGGACCUCCCAUUCCCCCUGGCUCUCUUUUCUCCGUGGUCCCCUACCCAGAGGAGGACAGAGUCUCCACAGCAGCACAAGACCUCAGAUACUUCAUCCUUGUUGAACCUGAGGGUGCUGCUGCAGAAGAUGAUGUGGCCCCAGAGGCAGAGGCACAGGACCACUUGAAGGAGGGGAAAGCCACAAGCAGACACAACGAAAAGUUAACCAUCCUCAACGACUCCCCCAUGGAGGCAGAGGUGCAUUUCUCCUUUGAGAACGACAGCAAAGGAGAGACAUUCCUUUUGGAUCCUCCCAGCAUGAGGCUGCAACCCAAAGAGAAGAAGAAGCUGAGUAUUUGGGCGUACCCGACUUCUGCUGGCCUCCUGGAAGACAGUCUCGUCUGCUGCAUCAGGGACAACCCAGAGCCAGUAGUCUUCCAACUGUGCUGCCAAGGGGUGCACGUGAAGCUGGGGGUCAGCCCCCAGGAGCUGCGUUUCAACAAGCUGCUUCUGCACAGGACUCACACCCAGACCCUGGUCCUGAAAAACGACAGCCCACUGCCCAUGGCAUGGCAUCUCAGUGGGCUGCAUGACCUUGGCGAUGACUUCUCUGUAUCACAAGGUAGGGGCAUCGUUGGCCCCCGCACAGACUUUGAGGUGAAGCUGAAUUUCAAGGCCGAGAAGAUUGGCAUCACGAAUAAGAUGAUCCGACUGGAGGUUUCAGAUACGGAAAACAUCCUGGGCAUUGUUCACGCUGAAACUAUCAAAGUCUCUGUGGAGGUCUACGAUGUUAAUCUGAGCAUCAACAUGCCUGAAGGUCCAGAUGGCAGCUUGGAAUUUGGAACCAUUAAUGUCCUGGAUAAUAAGAAGCAAGUCCUGAGUCUGCAGAACAAAGGCUUAUAUGACAUUGAGUACAGUUUCAAGCUGACCACUGGAAGUGCCAAGAGGGGCGACUUGGAAUCUCACUUCACUGUCCGGCCGCAGAGGGCUGUGCUGAAAGCCUCCCGGUCACCUAUGAAAGUUGAGGUCCUCUUCCACCCCACGACUGAAGUGUUUCUCAAGAGCAAACCCAUCCUGCUCUGCCAGGUCACUGAUCCCAAAUUAGAUCAAGGAGGCAAGACCGUUGCCACCAUCCCAGUGAGGGUGUCGGCGAGAGCCGUGUACAGCAAGUACAGCAUCGAGCCUGCCUCGCCCAUCGACUUCGGUGCCAUGAUUAAGGGCACCAAGAAGACCCAGGUCUUAAUUGUGGAGAACAAAGGCACCCUCAACUUCAAAUUCCUCAUCCACCAAGCACCUCCACUGCCAAGUUCACAGCAAGAGGAAUCUGNAACUCUGCUUCAGAAGUUAAAAAUCUGGGGGAGGACAAAUCAAUACAUCAUCCAUAUAAUGGAAGAUGAUUGA
Messenger RNA from Lepidothrix coronata (blue-crowned manakin), 8908 nucleotides. RefSeq names its product HYDIN, axonemal central pair apparatus protein (gene HYDIN). Lineage: Eukaryota; Metazoa; Chordata; Aves; Passeriformes; Pipridae. The record is from RefSeq and is a predicted model, not a curated record. Bases 407 to 8908 code for a protein of 2833 amino acids. Gene Ontology annotation, biological process: axonemal central apparatus assembly; cilium movement. Gene Ontology annotation, cellular component: axoneme. The transcript has 54 exons.